CAGACACUGCUACUUUCCUUCGAUUGUGUCUGAUACAGUUAUCCGAUCCUCUCACAACAUCUAUCACGGCCAAUUUUCAAAAAGGAUCACGAAAUUCCACCCGAAAUUUCGCGUAUACCCCAAGCUACCCUACAAUAGCACGGCGAGAGCAACCGUUUGACCACGAUGGAGCUGCCACCGAAUCCCGGCCUCGUGGACGUCCAACGCGAUGCUCUUUACGCCUACGACUCAGAAGCCCACAAAGCCGUUGUCAACUCGCGACCAUGGACCAACGAUUACAAAUACUUCAAAACCGUCCGCAUCUCCUCCGUUGCCAUGAUCAAGAUGGUCAUGCACGCCCGCUCCGGCGGCAAUCUCGAGGUCAUGGGUAUGAUGCAGGGCUACAUUGAGGGCAGCACCAUGGUCAUUACCGACGCCUAUCGUUUACCGGUAGAGGGCACAGAAACCCGCGUCAACGCCCAGGACGAAGCGAACGAGUACAUGGUCGAGUAUCUCCGUCUCUGCCGUGAGGAGAACCGCCUUGAGAACGUUAUCGGGUGGUACCACUCACACCCAGGUUAUGGCUGUUGGCUAAGCGGUAUCGACGUCGGCACCCAAUCCCUACAACAGCAGUUCAACGAGCCGUUCGUCGCAGUGGUGAUCGACCCGGACAGGACAGUAAGCCAGAACAAGGUUGAGAUCGGCGCGUUUAGGACGAUUCCAGAAGGGAUCAAGCCUCCCGCGGCAACCAACACGACAACGGGUGAUGGACAGAGCGUCCCUCUGAACAAGGUGGAGGAUUUUGGCGCCCAUAGCCAUCGAUACUACGCGCUCGACGUUGAGCACUUCAAGAGCACACUCGAUAGCAAGCUGUUGGAGACGUUGUGGAACAAGUACUGGGUGCAGACGCUGGCCCAGAACCCGCUGCUUACCAACAGGGACUACACGAGCAGCCAAAUGGUGGAUUUGGGAUCCCGCAUUUCGAAGGCGUCGAAAUCGCUGGAGAUGCUCUCAGCGACUGGGCAAAGAGGUCCUAAGAGUGAUGCGGUCGAUCAAAACAUAGAGAAAUUGCUCAGCGAAGUGAAGCAGAUUGCUGCAAAGGAGAGGUCUGGACUGAUGGCGACGGACGUCAAAGGCAAGGUGUUUGGCUGUGGCUGUCGUGGGCAGGCAGAGGGUGUCCAGCCUGAAAAACCAUGAUAUUUUUGGAUGCUGCGGUGAGGACAAGGGUGAACAUCAUUGCGCGAGUAUCUGGAACGGAAGGAAAUGCGAUUAGGCCACCAUGGGUAGCACCAAAGAGAUAUCCCCAUAUUAGAGAGUCCCAGGGAGCAUUUAUGGAGGCGCAUGACAAUCGUUAGGGACAACAGGACCGCAUGGACGGACUGGAGAUGAUAGUCAACAAACGCCCUUUUUCUCCAAGAGAAGAGACAACUAGGGACUAGCCAUGGAAUACUAGAUGGACAAAUCCAAACAAGAAAUAGUAAUACAUGGCACAACAGCUACAGCCAUCCGCCCAAAACCACCGAUAUUUUACAUGCCAUAAGCCCUUGCCUUUGUGUUCUAGAACAGGUCAAACAACGCCAGUCCAAGACCAGUUGCCACCGCAUCCAUUGUGCCCGAACCACUUUUCCCAUUCUCUGCCUUCUCCUUCUCCAGAGCAACCUUGUACGAGGUAAUCAGCCUCUUCAUCGUCUCCUUUCUACCCAGCAACUGCAUGACCGACACCAGUCCCGGUCCAUGAUCGCCCGCCAACAGCGCCCACCGCAAAAACUUGUAGCCGCCCGCGCCCUUGAUCGGCUCGCCCGUUUCCGGGUCGCUGACGCUCACGGCCUUGACCGUGGCAUCCACGACCGACUUAAUCCUCUCAGCCGUCCAUUCUUCCACUUCGGCCUUCUUCUCCUCCGGAGAUCCCUCUUCCCCUUUAGAGGAGACAAUAUCGCUGAGCUGUUCAACGAUGAAGCGCAUGACGACACUGGGACUGGCUUCCUCACCAUCGAGCUUGGCGUGCUGAAGGGACGGGGUUUCGUCAAAGUUUUUGGAGAGAACCGAGGGGGGGAUGGUCCAGAAAGCGUACCGGUUCUGGGAGAGGAAAAGCUCCAGAUCGGGCUUGAUCGACUUGGCUGUGCGGAGGGCGUGGAGGAUGUAGUCCUGGGCAGAAGCAGGGGACUCUUGGGUCUGGGGGACAGGAGAGGCGAGGGAAGGGAGGGGGAUGUCAUGAACUGAAGUUUCCUCAAGGGCUCCCUUAGGGGUUUCGGCGC
Neurospora tetrasperma FGSC 2508 is the source of this 2234-nucleotide messenger RNA. RefSeq names its product COP9 signalosome complex subunit 5. Gene Ontology annotation, biological process: protein deneddylation. The coding region runs from base 166 to 1176 and encodes 336 amino acids. NCBI's taxonomy places the organism in Eukaryota, Fungi, Ascomycota, Sordariomycetes, Sordariales, Sordariaceae. Gene Ontology annotation, cellular component: COP9 signalosome; cytoplasm. The record is from RefSeq and is a predicted model, not a curated record. The transcript is spliced from 2 exons. Gene Ontology annotation, molecular function: metallopeptidase activity; deNEDDylase activity; protein binding.